UCUGCUUUGAUAAGACCGUUCACCUAAUUUUGAAACAUUUUUGGUUUCCUGGCUUACGUCAAUUUGUCGCUAAAUACAUUGCACAUUGCCUAGUUUGCAUAUCCAUGAAACGUGUCCCACGAGCGCCUCAUCAAUAUAUCACUUCCUGGCAAAAACCUGACGAACCUUUUAACGUCAUACAUGCAGAUGCAUUAGGCCCUCUGGCUUUAUCUAAUGGCUAUAAAUUCGUCCUUACUGUCGUAGACGCAUUUAGCAAGUAUUGCUUACUUUAUCCGAUGAAGCGCCAAGACGCUGAUGAACUGAAAUGUGCAUUAUCCAAUGUUAUAUCGUUGUUUGGCGUACCUAAGCUCCUGGUAGCCGACCGUGGUCGCAUGUUCGAAGCUACUCGCUUUGUAACUUGGAUGAAAGAGUUAGGUUGUGACAUACACUAUAUCACGCCCGAGAUGCACCACUCUAACGGACAAGUAGAGCGGUAUAUAAGAACGAUACUUAAUAUGAUCCGCAUUGAAACUAACCAUAAGAAUCAGCCAUGGUCGGAUACGUUAUGGAAAUUACAAUUGGUCCUAAAUAUCACCAAACAAAAGACCACUCAAUCAUCGCCCAUGAAUCUCUUAAUAGGCACUGACGGUGCCACACCUGUUAUUCGAAAUCUCAUCCGUGACGUAGCUGCUGGUGAUACACGGGCCAAUCGAGAGGCCUGGCGUGAGAUGUGCAGGUCAAGAGCCAGUGAGCUGCUAGCUAGGAAUCGUGUUCAGCAAGAUGCCACAGUUAACGAGAAGCGACGUCCAGCUCGGGUGUUUCAGAUCGGUGACCUCGUGUUCGCGGUCAAGUAUUCCCAGUCUACUGGAAAGCUGGACCCAGGGAUGCGAGGGCCCUACAAAGUCAUCAAAGCGCUACCAAGCGGGCGCUAUGAGUUGAAGCUGCUGAGCGGCUCGUAUGGGAAAACUACUCAGGCAGCAGCUGAGUACCUUGUCCUGUGGCGAGGAGAGUGGUGCCCCGAGUCGUGCGCUGCUUUCUUUGAGAAUGAUGAAGCAGAGGACGCGGGUGCUGGACCAUCAGGAGUUCUUGCAUCCUUCGCGGCACCAUCUGGCGAAUCAGUCGCCGCUGGACCAUCGUCAACCGUGGCUCCAUCAACGCAACCACUUUACGAGGAAGCUGAUGGCAGUGGCGAGGACACUGCAUCCAAUGAAGAGGAUGUUUCGGUCUACCCUACAUAUGAAGCAGACGAGGACACUGCGUCCAAUGAAGAGGAUGUUUCGGUCUACCCUACGUAUGAAGCAGUCGAGGACGAUGCAAGAUCAGGAGAGGCCGUAUUAGCGUAAGGCGGUUGUGACGUCACUCGGGUGGCGCGAUCGAACCGUUACGAGCGGGUUUCGACGAGCACGACCCGGGCGGCGGCGCGCAGCCACUUUUGCGGCGGCACUUGGACGGUUAACAUCGG
This is a messenger RNA of Ostrinia nubilalis (European corn borer), 1441 nucleotides long. RefSeq lists its product as uncharacterized. The transcript is spliced from 2 exons. Lineage: Eukaryota; Metazoa; Arthropoda; Insecta; Lepidoptera; Crambidae. Bases 105 to 1322 code for a protein of 405 amino acids. The record is from RefSeq and is a predicted model, not a curated record. Gene Ontology annotation, molecular function: nucleic acid binding. Gene Ontology annotation, biological process: DNA integration.